AUGGUCCAAAAGCCUAGUUCUGUUGUUGGAUCUACUGGUUCCAUUGGAACCCAGACAUUGGACAUUGUUGCAGAGAACCCGAAAAAAUUCAGAGUUGUGGCCCUAGUAGCUGGCUCAAAUGUGUAUCUUCUUGUUGAUCAGUUAUAUGUAUCAGGAAAAGCCUUCUCCCGUCUUUUGAGGGAUUCAAAGAAUAAAGCUGGUCAAGGAGGCCGUGGGGGUGGAAGUGGAUAUGGAUAUGGGCGAGGCCGUGGCGGUGGUAGAUACAAUUGUGAUUCAGCCAAUAAUGAAAACAACAGUGGGUACAAUAGUGAAUCAGCCCCUGCUGGUCAGGGUGCUUUUAAGGAUGCACCUCCUAAACAGCGUUUCUCUGGUGGGGAUGGUGAUGGAAGGCCAUUUGAAAGGCGUGGCUAUGUAACUUACUUUAUAAUGAAUCCUACAAGGCUUGCAUUCAUUCGCUCAACACUGUGCCGUCAUUUCAGGAGGGACCCAUUAUCUGCUAGGCCCUUUGAAGGGCUCAAAUUUAUUGAUGUUGGCUGUGGAGGUGGAAUUCUUUCUGAGCCUUUAGCUCGGAUGAGAGCUGCUGUAACAGGAGUUGAUGCUGUUAAGAAAAAUAUCAAGAUAGCUCGCUUUCACUCAGACUUGGAUCCAGUGACCUCAAAACUUGAAUGUCAAUGCACUACAGCUGUUAAAAGUUACAAUGCUGAAAAGGGGAGGGCUAACAAAGUGCCUAAAUUAAGACUACUCCCGGGCGUACCUAAACAACCGGGCGGAAUUGAGUGUGGCUACUAUGUUAUGCGGUACAUGAAGGAUAUUAUUAAUGAUGACACACUUUCCUUUUCGACCAAGUGGGCGGUAAAGACUCGGAAAGGAUAUACCCAACAACAACUUGACGAGGUGCGCAUGGAGGUGGCCGACUACUUGCAGACCUUGUUGUAGAUUCUGACUAGGAUGGGGAUUUUGAGUAAGGCUAGAUUGCUAUUUUGGUUCACUUUGACUACUUACAGACCUUGUUGUAGAUUCUGACUAGGAUGAGGAUUUUGAGUCAGGCUACAUAGUUUUUGGUUCACUUUUUUUGUAGUAGAUGAAGUGAAUGCAGCAAUUAUGAACAAAAUUGCUGUAUAUAGGCAUUGUUAGGCUAGUCUUGUAGUAGGUUAAUUGGGGUUUUGUUUUGCCUAUUUUGUGAACUGUCAAUGAUGAUGAUUUUGGA
Messenger RNA from Rosa chinensis, 1207 nucleotides. RefSeq lists its product as uncharacterized. Gene Ontology annotation, molecular function: NADPH binding; 1-deoxy-D-xylulose-5-phosphate reductoisomerase activity; S-adenosylmethionine-dependent methyltransferase activity. The transcript has 10 exons. Gene Ontology annotation, biological process: isoprenoid biosynthetic process. Bases 1 to 936 code for a protein of 311 amino acids. Lineage: Eukaryota; Viridiplantae; Streptophyta; Magnoliopsida; Rosales; Rosaceae. The record is from RefSeq and is a predicted model, not a curated record.